Messenger RNA from Manis javanica (Malayan pangolin), 4593 nucleotides. It is a transcript of the gene WWP2, whose product is annotated as WW domain containing E3 ubiquitin protein ligase 2. Gene Ontology annotation, biological process: proteasome-mediated ubiquitin-dependent protein catabolic process; protein K63-linked ubiquitination; regulation of monoatomic ion transmembrane transport. Gene Ontology annotation, cellular component: cytoplasm. Lineage: Eukaryota; Metazoa; Chordata; Mammalia; Pholidota; Manidae. Gene Ontology annotation, molecular function: RNA polymerase II-specific DNA-binding transcription factor binding; ubiquitin protein ligase activity. The record is from RefSeq and is a predicted model, not a curated record.
AGCCUCUUCCGGGUCAGAUGACCGUGCGCGGCCACGUGACUUCACCCUAUUGCGGGCGGUGGAAGGCGGAAGUGGAUAGGAGUUGGGCGCCGCUUCUGUGGCCGCAGCAGUUUCCUGGUGAUGACAUGGCAUCUGCCAGUUCUAGCCGGGCAGGAGUGGCCCUGCCUUUUGAGAAGUCUCAGCUUACUCUGAAAGUGGUGUCAGCAAAGCCCAAGGUGCAUAAUCGUCAGCCUCGAAUUAACUCGUUUGUGGAGGUGGCCGUGGAUGGACUCCCCAGUGAGACCAAGAAGACGGGGAAACGGAUUGGGAGCUCGGAGCUUCUCUGGAAUGAGAUCAUCAUUUUGAAUGUCACGGCUCAGAGUCAUUUAGAUUUGAAGGUCUGGAGCUGCCAUACCUUGAGAAAUGAACUGCUAGGCACCGCCUCUGUCAACCUCUCCAGUGUCCUGAAGAACAAUGGGGGCAAAAUGGAGAACACGCAGCUGACCCUGAACCUGCAGACGGAGAACAAAGGCGGUGUUGUCUCCGGUGGUGAGCUGACAAUUUUCCUGGACGGGCCGACUGUUGAUCUGGGAAGCGUGCCUAAUGGCAGUGCCGUGACAGACGGAUCACAGGCACCUUCGAGAGAAUCCAGUGGGGCAGCUGUCACUUCAGAGAGCCGGCACCAAGUCCCCAGCACAAACUGCUUUGGUGGGAGAUCCCGGGCGCACAGACAUUCAGGUGGUUCAGCCAGAACAACCACAGCAACCGGAGAGCAAAGCCCUGGUACUAGUAACCGGCACCGCCAGCCCGUCAAGAACCCAACCCACAGUGGCUUGGCCAAUGGCACAGUGAACGACGAACCUACCACAGCCACUGAUCCUGAAGAGCCCUCGGUCCCUGGUGUGACAUCCCCACCUGCUGCAGUGACGAGUGUGUCCCCGAACCCCACCACCGCAUCUCUCCCUGCCCCGGCCACGCCGGCUGAAGGGGAGGAACCCAGCACCUCGGGCACACAGCUGCUCCCGGCUGCUGCCCAGGCACCCGAUGCCCUGCCUGCCGGAUGGGAGCAGCGAGAGCUGCCCAAUGGGCGUGUCUAUUAUGUUGACCACAAUACCAAGACUACCACCUGGGAGCGGCCUCUUCCUCCAGGCUGGGAAAAACGCACAGACCCCCGAGGCAGGUUUUACUAUGUGGAUCACAACACUCGGACCACCACCUGGCAGCGCCCCACAGCUGAGUACGUGCGGAACUACGAGCAGUGGCAGUCCCAGCGCAGCCAGCUCCAGGGCGCCAUGCAGCACUUCAGCCAAAGAUUCCUCUACCAGUCUUCGAGUGCUGCGACUGACCAUGACCCACUGGGCCCCCUCCCUCCAGGCUGGGAGAAGAGACAGGACAAUGGACGGGUGUAUUACGUGAACCACAACACACGCACCACCCAGUGGGAGGACCCUCGGACCCAAGGGAUGAUCCAGGAACCAGCUCUGCCCCCAGGGUGGGAGAUGAAGUACACCAGUGAGGGCGUACGCUACUUCGUGGACCACAACACCCGUACCACCACCUUUAAGGAUCCACGCCCAGGGUUUGAGUCUGGGACGAAGCAAGGCUCCCCCGGAGCCUAUGACCGAAGUUUUCGGUGGAAGUAUCACCAGUUCCGCUUCCUCUGCCAUUCGAAUGCCCUCCCCAGCCACGUGAAGAUCAGCGUUUCCAGGCAGACGCUUUUUGAGGAUUCUUUCCAACAGAUCAUGAACAUGAAACCCUAUGACCUGCGCCGCAGACUCUAUAUCAUCAUGCGUGGAGAGGAGGGCCUGGACUAUGGCGGCAUCGCCAGAGAAUGGUUUUUCCUCCUGUCCCACGAGGUGCUCAACCCCAUGUAUUGUUUAUUUGAAUAUGCUGGGAAGAACAAUUACUGCCUGCAGAUCAACCCUGCCUCCUCCAUCAACCCCGACCACCUCACCUACUUCCGCUUUAUUGGCCGAUUCAUUGCCAUGGCUCUGUACCAUGGGAAGUUCAUUGACACAGGCUUCACCCUCCCUUUCUACAAGCGGAUGCUCAGCAAGAGACCAACCCUGAAAGACCUGGAAUCCAUCGAUCCCGAAUUCUACAACUCCAUCGUCUGGAUCAAAGAGAACAGCCUAGAAGAGUGUGGUCUAGAGCUGUACUUCAUCCAGGACAUGGAGAUCCUGGGCAAAGUGACAACCCAUGAGCUGAAGGAAGGUGGCGAGAGCAUCCGGGUGACAGAAGAGAAUAAGGAAGAGUACAUCAUGCUGCUGACUGACUGGCGUUUCACCCGGGGCGUGGAGGAGCAGACCAAAGCCUUCCUGGAUGGCUUCAACGAGGUGGCCCCCCUGGAGUGGUUGCGCUACUUUGAUGAGAAAGAGCUGGAGCUGAUGCUGUGCGGCAUGCAGGAGAUAGACUUGAGUGACUGGCAGAAGAACUCCAUCUACCGGCACUACACCAAGAACAGCAAGCAGAUCCAGUGGUUCUGGCAGGUGGUAAAGGAGAUGGACAAUGAGAAGAGGAUCCGGCUGCUGCAGUUUGUUACCGGGACCUGCCGCCUGCCUGUUGGGGGAUUUGCUGAGCUCAUUGGUAGCAAUGGACCACAGAAGUUUUGCAUCGACAGGGUUGGCAAGGAAACCUGGCUGCCCAGAAGCCACACCUGCUUCAACCGCCUGGAUCUCCCGCCAUACAAGAGCUACGAACAGCUGAAAGAGAAGCUGCUAUACGCCAUUGAGGAGACUGAGGGCUUUGGACAGGAGUAACUGAGGCCGCCCCCUCCCACGCCCCCCAGCGCACAUGUAGUCAUGAGUCCUCCCUGCGUGAGAGGCCAGGGGUCGCGCAGCCCCUGGGAGGCCCCUGCAGGUGACCUGCAUGGGACCACACUGUCAUCAGGCUGGUAGCGGCAGAGCCUGCCUAACUUUGGAAGGCCCUGCCUACCCACCUCCCUCCUACCCACUGGUGGCAGUCUGGAAUAAAGUCACCUUUGGCCCCAUCACCCAUUGCAAAGUCUAGAGGGCUGACCCUCCCUGCAAAGCUCUCCCUUCCUCUCCUCUAAGACUGACCCUAGGUGUGCAUGAGUGUGCAAGGGAGGGUGUCCUGGGCCGAGGGACAGCUGCACAAGCCUUGGGCCUCAUGGGCUAGUUAGGUGAGAAGGAGACUGGCCACUCGGGAUAGCUGUUCUGGGCUGAGAAGGCCCAGGAUCUUGGCCAGUGAAAGAGGUUCUGUUCUACAGAGAGCUUUCCCAGUGAUCUGUAUAAAACGGAGGUCCGAGGGGGGAGCUGCUCCGGCACCCAGAGCGCUGCAUGACGGCCGCCUCGCUUCCUUCCCAUGGAGGCUGCGCAGCACCCUUCUCCCUCUGCUCAGUGCUGGCUGUUUUGUUCUUUCCAGCAAAUGAAGGCUGGUACCAGCUGUUUGGGUGUUAUCGGUGGGAUGGAAACAGCAGCUCCUCAGACUGCUCCUUUGACAUGAACUUGAAGCCUUUGUGUGUAGGGCUGCUCUGUGUUCUGGAGUUGGCAUGCUGCUGUCACUUUCUGUCAAGGAACUGGGGUACCUGGGUCCCUCCAGGCCCCAGCAUGGUUGGUCCAGGAAUUUCCCACAUAGCUGGUUUUCUCCAACAGCGGUUCUUCUUAGGAACCCGAGUAGCAGUUCUGACCUGGUGGCUCAGCUGCACAGCGGUCCAGUCCCCGAGCCUUGACAGACAGGGAAGGAGGUGGUGUCCCAAGUGCCACCCUAGCCUUGCGGCCUUCAGUAGAGAACUCCCUUUGCUAGAUGUAGUUGCCAGGAAGCCCCAGGUGAUGGAGCCUGUGGGCCUGACCCUGUUGUUUCCUGCCAGCCCCUAAGGCUCUAGGCGGACCCUUUUAUCCCAUGUUGAAAAUGGAGUGCAUCUGUCCAUCCAGAGCGUAUUCAUUCUGCCUUGAAGCGAGGCUUUAUCUGCAAGGAAAAUAUUCCUUUAUCUGCAAGGAAGCGAGGAAAGAAUGCUUUUGGAAACCAGCGCAAGGGCCUUUAGCUCCUUGACUUGAUUUGUGGAGCUCCUGCUGCCUCCAGUGUGGCAUUCUGCCUUGUGUUGAGAGCUGCAUGGUGAACAUAUUCCUUUGUGAGGCCCGAGUGGUGGGGAUUGUCGUGAGCUCCCGGUCUAGGCCCCUGAGGUUCUAGCGCUGAUCACCAGCUGCCGCCUGGCUCGAGCUUCCUAGGACCCCAGGUGGGCCCUCAGACUGGUCACAGGACAGUGUCGUGCGCUCACAUCCUCGUCCUUCCCCUGGUGCACAGAGGGACAGAGGUGUCCACUGUGUUGCCAGUGCUGAUGUGAGAGGCUCAGGUCACCGCAGCUCAACCUUUUUUCUUUCCCUGAAUCAUUUGCUGUACUUCCCUGCAGCGUCCCACCAUGUUGGUAGGGAGCAAGCUGCAGUGUGGGGUUGGAAACCUCAUGCUCAUGGGUGUGAAGAGUAUGCUCAUGUACAUGCGUGUGUGUGUGUGCAUACAUGUGUAUAACAGGUGUCUGUACAGAAUGCCCUCCGGUAGCUCUGGGUUGGUCACCAGAUUGUUUUGUAAUGCCCACCUCCUUGCCUCAGUUUUGCCAGUUUCUCGUGCAAUAAACAAUCAGCAGCCGUGGGCAGUGUU